Cynoglossus semilaevis (tongue sole) is the source of this 958-nucleotide messenger RNA. RefSeq names its product extracellular matrix protein 1-like. Gene Ontology annotation, biological process: signal transduction; regulation of bone mineralization. Gene Ontology annotation, cellular component: extracellular region. The coding region runs from base 225 to 935 and encodes 236 amino acids. The record is from RefSeq and is a predicted model, not a curated record. Lineage: Eukaryota; Metazoa; Chordata; Actinopteri; Pleuronectiformes; Cynoglossidae. The transcript has 5 exons.
CGUCCCGCUCUCCUCACCCUCCCUCCCUGCUGAGUGUGGAACGGGGGGUUUCUCCUGCUGGACCAAUUGUCGGGCUUGUCUGAACACAGCUCUCCUUCAGGGACUGUUGUAGGGCGGCCUCUGCCUCCUGUGCUCCUCCACAGCUGCACUGAUCCAGGAGCAGCAGCAGGAGCAGGACACGUACUUCAGUCUCCUCAGGACGAACGACAACAAGUCAGCCGGCCAUGACCUCCUCGUGGCUCCUGUUCUCCUCCACCCUGGUGGUUCUGGUUCUACUGGGUUCGGCGUCCACUCCUGAUGAAGAAGAUGAUUCACUGAUGAUGCAGAGAGAAGUGGAUUUGUCAGAUCUCAUCGGUUCUAUGGUUGAACAGCAGCCAGUGAUGCUGCAGAGAGAGCUGGAUGAGCCAGAUCUCCCUAAUCCGUUUGAACAAACUCCUUCUAUCCUAGGUUUCAGGCCCCGAUCUUUUGGUUUACCCCCGAGUAUGCAAUACCCCGUUGAGUUCCCUCUAGCCCGCCCCACACCCAGAAAUCUAGAUGACAUCUGUCUGUAUGGUGACCGCCGUCCUCACUAUCCAGACUCCUACUUUCCGAGCUCAGGCUACGGUCAGCUGAAGCGACAGGCCAAAGCCGUCAACAGGGUGGAGUCCUGGUACAGAUCGUGCUGUGAGCGGAACCAGACGUGGGCCAGCGGGGUGACGCUGUGUUGUGCCCAACGGGCUUGGACACGGUCCCUCAAGGUCUUCUGCAAGGAGUCCUCAUCUGUGAAAGACCGUCUUCACCACUGCUGCAAACGCAGCGGCAACAACGUGUUCAGCUGUUUCAACAGCGAAGCUGUCAACCCACAUUACCAGCCAACAGAGGAGAUCCCUGCACCGCCGCUGACCUCUACUCCCAACUUCAACUUUGACCCCAGCACCUGCCAGGGGUAUUUUUAAUACAGAGCAACCUCAUGGAGGGC